Messenger RNA from Bactrocera oleae (olive fruit fly), 2392 nucleotides. It is a transcript of the gene Cyp303a1, whose product is annotated as Probable cytochrome P450 303a1. Lineage: Eukaryota; Metazoa; Arthropoda; Insecta; Diptera; Tephritidae. Gene Ontology annotation, cellular component: intracellular membrane-bounded organelle; cytoplasm. Gene Ontology annotation, biological process: xenobiotic metabolic process. Gene Ontology annotation, molecular function: oxidoreductase activity, acting on paired donors, with incorporation or reduction of molecular oxygen, reduced flavin or flavoprotein as one donor, and incorporation of one atom of oxygen; iron ion binding; heme binding. The record is from RefSeq and is a predicted model, not a curated record.
UAGCCCGCGAAAUUUUAAGUCACCUUACUUACAUAUACAUUAUGCAUGUACGGAUGUAUGUGUUCACACUUGCAUCACGUAGAUUUUGUUCGCCUGACCCACUAUAAAUUAUGACGCAACAGUCGGGACAACUUCAGUUAUUUAAGACUCACAGACUAGGUUAGAUGCGGAAUACUUAGCGCCAGCGAUACGGGGUAAAAACAAAUUGUAACUGCCACACAAAGUCGUUGCAACAAUUUCGUGCGAGUGUUGGUUUGUAGCGACGCCGCGAAGUGAAAUCAACAAACGAACUGUUGUAAAAAAGUGAAAGCUGUUUGCGUUUUCUUUGCCCGGAAGUGCUGCUGCGGAAAAGCCAAAGAAGAAAAAAAUAAAUAAAUAAACAUCAGAGUUUUACGCUCUUGAAAACGUGUAAUGUUUUAUACCGUUAUAUUUUUUAGCGUACUGAUUUUACUCUUUCUUCUCUGGGAUGUUAAGAAACCGCCGAAGUUUCCACCUGGACCAAAAUGGUAUCCAAUUGUCGGUUGCGCCCUGCAGAUCUCCGAAUUGAGAUUAAAAUGUGGAAUGUUUUGCAAAGUUGUUGACGAAUUAGCUAAGUACUAUAUAAAUCCGUAUGGAUUAUAUGGUCUAAAGAUCGGCAGAGACAAAGUUGUGAUCGCAUAUUACUGUGAUACCAUAAACGAAAUGAUGACUAAUGAGGAUCUAGAUGGCAAACCAGAUGGUAUAUUCUAUAGAAUGAGAACAUUUAAUUCGAAGAAGGGCAUAUUGGUGACGGAUGAGGACCUAUGGGUGGAUCAACGUCGUUUCAUAUUGCGACAUCUUAAAGAUUUUGGUUUUUCGCGUGCUGGGAUGGUGAAUAUUAUUCAACAUGAAGCCUCGUUUUUGUUGGAAGAAUUGAGGGAGAUCGUUAGCGAACAGGGUGGUAAACAGGCCGAAGUCUCCAUGCAUGAUUUGCUCAAAGUGAAUGUAUUAAAUACAUUGUGGUCCAUGAUGGCUAGUAAACGCUACAACCGCAAAAGUGCAGAGAUAACCGAUCUACUGACCAUGCUUUUUGAAUUAUUUCAAAACGUGGAUAUGGUAGGGGCGCUGUUCAGCCAUUUCCCCUUUAUUAGGUUUAUCGCACCAAACUAUUCGGGCUAUAACGCAUUCAUAGAAAAUCAUCAACGGAUUUAUACAUUUUUACGUAAAGAAGUUGAAAAUCAUCGCAAAACAUACGCAAACUUUGACAUGCCCCGCGAUUUGAUGGACAGUUAUUUGCGUGAAUUGGACAAUCCCAAGCGAGGCGAAUUUUUCAGUGAAGAGCAACUACUAGCUGUGUGCCUUGAUAUGUUCUUAGUCGGUUCUGAAACAACCAAUAAAAGUUUGGGUUUCGCCUUUUUACAUAUGGUCCGCAACCCAGAAAUACAAGAGAAGGCUUUUGCUGAGAUAAAGGAAAUGAUUGGCGUGGAUCGUUUACCGGAAUGGAGUGAUCGUGCAAAAUUACCAUAUUGUGAAUCUAUAGUUUUGGAGGCUGUACGUAUGUUUAUGGGUAACACCUUUGGUAUUCCCCAUCGGGCUCUGCGUGACACACGAUUGAGCGGGUUCACUAUUCCGAAAGAUACUAUGGUAAUCGCUUGUUUUCGAGGUAUGCUGAUGAAUUCGCAUGAUUUCCCUAACCCAAGUAAAUUUGACCCAGAACGUUAUUUAAUGGAUGGUAAAUUAAAAAUCCCAGAGGCCUACAAUCCUUUUGGAUUUGGACGGCACCGUUGCAUGGGUGACAUACUGGGUAGGCAGAAUCUGUUUGUGUUCAUAACGACAGUUAUCCAACACUUUCACUUUCUGCCACUACAAGGAGAAAUGCCUGAUGAUGAGCCUUUAGAUGGGGCAACAGCUGCAGUGAAACCUUUUAGUGCUUAUAUUGUCCCAAGACACCAUGACUAAAACUAUGUAAAGACCCAUUCCGUCACAUUUAUACACAAAAUUAUGACAUUAUUUUACGAGUAUUCGCAAUAUAAAUUAUGUAAACAUAUUUUGAAUGCGUAUGUUCAUUAUCAGUUUUGAGAGAAAUUAAAUUUAUUUUAAAAUGAACAAUAUUCACUUUGUUAUCUUAUUAUCUAUACUAAUAGGUAUAUGUAUGUAUUUUGAAUAAAAUGAAAAAUGGAAAACUCAUUAUUUUUUAUAUAUUUGUAUCAAUCAUUUUCAAAAUUAAAUAAGUACAAUCUUUUGGAUUCUUAUACCGAAUCGAAAUCGAUCGAAUCUACUAGUAUGAAAUAAAAAUCAACUUUUCAUUCGUCCUCCUUUUUAAAGCACUUUUAUUUAUUAAAUAUAUUACAUGAAAUUUUAAAAUUAUGAGAUUACCAAAUCAUUAAGGAAAUUAAUUACGAGAUUACAUACAUUGUUAAUAUAAAUUAAUGGG